Porites lobata is the source of this 15273-nucleotide messenger RNA. Lineage: Eukaryota; Metazoa; Cnidaria; Anthozoa; Scleractinia; Poritidae. The record is from the annotation of a GenBank genome assembly.
UACGAUUUGAGUGUAUAUUUUUAAAGCUUACGCUCUGAAAAGUUGGUUUAAACUUUGGUUCUGCGCCUACGGUCUUCCUAAUCGAUUAGAAGUUUCAAAAUCGACUGCAAAUACACAGUUGUAUAGACUGAAGAAGGCAGGGAUGCUGUGAUUUGGCCGCGUUGUUUACAGCAAUGGACGGCCCUUUCUUUCUUUUUGUUGGCCUGACCUAAACCUGUGAUGUUAGACUAACCACAGAAUAACCAAAGGGACAGCCAUUUUGCGUGGUCGAGACGGAAACGGUUAAACUUUUUUAGGAUGUGACUUCUGAACGAAGCAAUGGAAUUCUUGAAGGACUCCUCUUAUCGAUGUAUGGCGCCAAUGUAUUGGACUAUUUACCCGCUUUGAUUGCCUCCAUCUUGACUUCUUCUAACGUUUAGCUGGACGUUAUGGAGAGUCAAGGGGAUGAAGUUCCUAACGAAGAAUUUAAAAAGCCUCAGAAACAUGUAAAGUUUAAUCUCAAUGAUGUCAGUGCAGAGGAUGAAUCAAAAUACAUUGAACCCUUGGCCGAUGGUACUUCGAAAGCUCCUGUUAAAGGAGAGAAUCGCGAGAAAACUGUUGAAUUAGAGGCUGAAGAGAAAGCCGUCGGUGCAAGUCCAGAAGGCCGGUUUCUUAAAUUUGACAUUGAAGUUGGUAGAGGUUCUUUCAAGACGGUUUACAAAGGGCUGGAUACAGAGACCGGGGUAGCAGUAGCUUGGUGUGAACUGCAGGUUGGUUGCCGUACCGUGUGAAUUUGCGUUCUUUUCUAGCGUUUUAGACAGAAGUAGUGAUAGAUAUUAAACAUUGUUCUGUACAUUUUCUUUUCUUUAAAGGAUAAAUAUUCAAAAGCCGAGCGAGCAAGAUUCAAAGAAGAAGCCGAAAUGCUAAAGCAAUUACAACACCCAAAUAUUGUGAAAUUCCAUGACUCAUGGGAAACAAGACUUCCAAAUAAAGACAAGAAAAGGGUUAUUUUAGUGACGGAACUUAUGACUUCGGGGACACUGAAAACGUGAGUAAAAUUUCCACUGUGGAGGCUCAAUUAGUUAGAGCGCCUUUCUUGCCACGAAUUCAUGUGGACAUGUUUGCAUGAGAAGGAGGCAGGAAGCUGUGACGAAACUGCUUUACCAUGUCUCUAAAUUUUGAAUGAACAGACAAAUAAAGCCACGUUGUUUUAUGUGCUAUUUUAAUUUUGACUUGUAAAUCGGCAAUUAUUCGAGUUUGUCGUUAAUCUGGAUUUGUGUGGAUCUUUUUUAUUUUACACUGCUAAAAUGUGCUACGUUUCCGGGGAGAGUUGAGGUUCGUUUCGUCACAGUAUUUCCGGAGCUUCACGGUUCUUGUUUUCCCGAAAGUUUUCUUGGUUUACUGAAUUUUUAAUAGUUUCAUUUUCUAUAAAUGUUUUAUUCUGCAACUGCUCAAGAUUAUUGUUUCAUUCUAGCGAGGAAAACAACUUUGUAUCGGCUUUGCUGGCCUAUUGUAGAAGCUUCUUUCAAGCGGCGAAGAAUACCUGUGUAUUUUAUUUACAGGCUUAAUAAGAUUCAGAACAUGCUUUCAUGGUUUAGCGUGAAAAGAGUACAUAUUUUAAGCUAGGCUUAAUUUUAAACCACUUUCCGUUCCUGUUUCUUGGCUCCUUUUAGGGGUACAUGUAUCGUCAUGUAGGCCAUUUAGUCUUUGUUAUUUUUGUCUCAUUUGCUCGACUUUCCCUUUCUUCAAAUGUCAGAAAAAUUUAUCGAAACCCAGCAGGCUAAAGCAAUUGCGGUUUCAAAGUUGGUGUUAUUUGGCGAAUCUUUGACAUUCAUCCUACCGCAGUUAUAUUUUGAUGUCGUUUGUAAUUCAUGUGUGCACAUCGUUGUUUUUAUCGAUAGCGUUGAUCAAAACGUCCUGAUCAGUCUAAUUAUAGGGCUAGGCGAUUGUGAAAAAUAUAUUUUUGUAAAGUUUAGUUGUUAAUAAGCUAACACGUUAAUUUUUCGUAAAAUGUCUUAAACAAAAUAUUCCAUGUCCAUCUGGAAAGAAAUCAUUUGAUGAUGUUAUCAUGGAUUUAUAAACAUGGUAAACUUUUUAAGCCGAGUAUCUUGUUGAAACGUUCAUAUCAAACAAUGUGAAUGGAUUUUGGUACUUUGCCCUCCUUUAUUACAGGAGAAAAAUUCCUAUUCUUUAAUUUGGGACCAAUCUUAUUCUUUCAAAAAGAUGUGAAAAAUACUGUUUGUUGUAACACUGUUUAUGAACUGCAACCUUUAAAACCAAUUUUAUUAAUUUCUGUUCUAUGAAUCAGACCCCUAUUUGUUAUGAUUCUGUGGGUUUAUUUGCAGUUCAAAGGGCCUGCUAAAUGUUUUGAGAUCAAUUUGUAUAAUUUCUUUGUUCGAUUAGCUCAGCAUUGUUUAUUUGAUUAGUUCCAGUUGUUAUCCUCGUCUUUAUUGGGAAUGUUACUUGUCUGAUUAAAUUGCCACAGCUCUCGUGCUAUAACAUGAAGCUCCACCAUUUGGACAUGAUGGGGGACUCUAUAUUGACUUAAGGUUAAAAAGUGCCUAGUAAUAUUGUCAAGGUAGUUGCCAAAUAGAAAAAUGCUCUCAACAAAGUUAAUUGGAGAAUAUCUUGGCUAGUAAAGUCUGUUGGAUAGGGAAGGAUGCUUAUUUUGUCAUUGGGAGAUUUUGACUCUUAAAGUUAGCUUUUUACUCUGGAAACUGAAAACUCGCGAUAACUUUUAGUGCUUUUAGAGAAAAAUCUUUUUGUGAGUGACUUUUGACUUGAUUUAUUUGAUGUAAUGAAACCCAUGGUGCAUUUGGAGGUAUUGUGUGAAAUCUUCCAAAUGUACCAUUUGGUUUAUCAGUUUGAACAAAGGGAAAUAGAUAGAUCUCUGGUAAAGAAACUCAGGAUUACAAGGAUCAGAGUAGAUUUCAGGUCACAGAAGUUGUUUUCCUGUUCGGCAGUUGAGAUUUAAGUCACCAACUACAAAUUUUUUUUUAAAGCAAUUACUUUUUUGUUUUUUCAUAUGUCUUAACACUUAAAUUCUCUUCCUCUUUUAAGACUGUAAACCAAGCUUACUAGACAACUCCCUGGCUUUGCUCAAGGCAGUAAUAGUUGUGUUGUAUAUGCAUUGGUUGUGUUUGUAUCUUGUAUGUAGAGUUUGACAGUUCCUUCCCCUACCUCAUUAAAUGCCUGAAAUGUGUACUUUUGUGUUUAUAUGUAUGAUUGAUGCCCUUUUAACAUUUGCAGCUACUUAAAACGUUUUAAAGGAGUCAAGGAAAAAAUUCUGAAGAGUUGGUGUCGACAGAUUCUUAAGGGGUUGCUCUUUCUACACACAAGAACACCCCCCAUUAUACAUCGUGACCUCAAGUGUGACAACAUUUUCAUAAAUGGCACUACUGGCCUGGUGAAAAUUGGAGAUCUGGGACUUGCAACCCUCAAGAAAUCAUCUUUUGCUAAAAGUGUGAUAGGUAAGGCAUAUUAAUUAGGUUAUCAAUUAGCCUUGCUUGUGAAAAAGCUGACUUAGUUCAUGUAUGCAACAGUAAUAAUAUUGACUGGAGCUGUCUAUUUAAGAGAAAAUAAGCUGGGCUUACUUUGGUUGCGACUUGCAUAAGGUAUUUUAUUAACUUUAUGAACUAUUAUAAAACCAAAACUUGGCUAUGGUAUUGAUGAUGUCUUUCUCAAAGUUGGUUACAUAGUUUACCUAAUGGUAAUGCUUGUCUUUUUUUAUUAGGCACACCUGAAUUUAUGGCCCCUGAAAUGUAUGAGGAACAUUACGAUGAGUCAGUUGAUGUGUAUGCAUUUGGUAUGUGCAUGUUAGAGAUGACAACCCUGGAGUACCCUUACAUGGAAUGCCAGAACCCAGCCCAAAUUUACCGCAGAGUUGUCAGUGUAAGUACAUAUGUUGUCUGAUAAAAAGCCUGUGAUUGCAUUUAGAGUUGGAGCUUUAUAACUCCACUUGGAUGUGAAGCUAAGGUGACUUUGAAACUUGGCUACAUUUCACUGAUUUUUGUAAAUUUUUUUUCUAAAUCUUUACCAAAUAAAUAAGGAGUAAAAGAUUUUUCACUUACUAUAACCUGUACAGGGGAUCAAGCCAGAAUGCUUGGAUAAAGUUGGUUCAAAGGAAAUCAGAGAAAUUAUUGAAGGUUGUACAAAAGCUAAAAUGGAUGAGAGGUAUUUGGAUUGAAGAUUUUAUAUAGAUUUUGCUCUCUGCUCCCUUCAGGUCAGAUCAUGCAUCUUUUUCAAGUAGUUUCAACAGCAAAACUAACAGCAACAAGUUCACACUACAUUCAGUCAGAAAAGGAGCUUUGUAUUUUUCUUGUUUUAUGCACCUAUGUGGAGGAGAAGAAACCACACCUUUUUGUACCACCAGGAUAUAUUGCUAAUAAACGUUCUAGCUUAAAACUAGUUGAGUAGCACUGUGCUGACUUUUGCUCCUAAUGCUAGGGCUGUCACUAGCUAGACAUUUUUGCUGGUUGUAUUUUUCUUACAUUUUUCCUAUGACGCUGAAUAACAGCUUUUGAACAGUGGACAUAUACAGAAGACAAAAUUUGGAGAUAUCUAUUUUCACUAGCCUCUUAAAUUUUACCUUGUGCUGUCUCCCUUUGUACAAGCAGAAAGUAAAAGAUAUUUGAGGUUUGAUUGUGUUAAUGAAGGUGUUUAUUAUUGCAUUUAGAUACACGAUCAAAGAAAUAAUAAUCCACCCAUUCUUCCAAGAAGACUGUGGUGUUAAAGUGAAUCUGGUGGAGCCUGAACCUGGAAUAGACAGUGACCAUACAAAACCUGUUGGUACAGUCAAGCUGCUGUUGCAACUUGAGGAUCCCAAGAAACGCAAGGACAAACACAAGGAAAAUGAGGGAAUUCAGUUUGACUUUAACUUGGGGACUGAUCAGCCAGAGAAAGUCACUCUUGAACUGGUGAGUGAUCUCUGUGUUAUCUUGUAAGCAGUUGAGUCGUGUCUAGCCUCAGAGUAUAUAUUAGUUUUCGUCCACAGUGUAAAAAGGUAGGUGUUAAGUCUGUUAUAUGUACGAGGCAAAAGUGAAAGUUUCAUCCUUACCCUCUGGGUGUUCUAUUUUCUGUCUUGCCAAGUGCAUGUUACAGUGCUAUCAUGAUUAUUAACUUGUGAGUGAGUUUAAUUCAAAGGUUGUUUUGGCCACUUGAGGAUAUUUGCAAGUGAGCUGUGUCUAGAGGUAUUGAAAGCCUAUUGCCUUUCUCACUAAGUGCACAAGCGGAUAUAUUUCUAAACUAGAAUUUAAUUUUUAACAAAACUUAACAGUGGAACAGGAUAUUAGCCGAAGUUGAGCAAUGGGCUUGAAGGGAAGAAGGAGAAAUAGUAAUCAUUACUGACAUCUAAUGGACUUGACUGAUGAGGUAAAGUUUCUUAGCUUACCAAUAUCUACAUGGAUUUCAAUUGAAAGAGGUACGUUCAAAAUAGUUUUUUUCCUAGAGGCUUGUUAAGUUUGUUUGUCAGGUAGACUUAAGUUCGUUGAAUUUAAUACCUGGAUCAUAAGUUAAAGUGGUACAUUUUUGGUACACUAAGCUUCCAUCACCAAUCAAAAACAGAAACUCUUAUUGUGCAAGUUUACUUGAACUUAGUUAACGGUAUCGAUGACAUUAAAUUAAAGUUUUGAGUCCAAAUAUGUAAAGAAAGAAAAUUAGGUUUAGUACAGUUGAUUUAGGGGGUGCUUACUAAUGCGAUUUUAUUUUUCCAUGCAGAUAAGGAACACGAUUUUAACAAUAACCAUGAAACCUAUCCUAAGUUGUUUUUUAUCCACAGCUUUAGAAAAUAUGCAGAAGUGGGAAUAAUUUAUCCACUAUUCCCUUCCUCAGCUUAAUUUUUCAGCAUUUUGUUGUGCACUGUGAACAAACGUUUCGUAUGUGUUAAGUCUUGUGCCUUUGUAGUACAAUAUUAGGUAUAUUACCAACUAAAGCAGGUUAACAAUGCGUGCAGUAAUUUGUUACCCCAUUUAUUCACUCCAAAGCUUAAAAAUGUCCUCAUCAUCAUAACUUGUCAUGCCAGUAAGCUUGUAAGACCAUUAUCAGGGCUGUCAUUUAGGUUUUAAGUGGCUGAUCUCUCAGGGAAAGAAGUUGGCCAUUUAUCGCACAAAUCCUCAUAUAUUUGUUAUGUUUGACUGGGUCAUAUUCAAAAGUUUAGAGUAGCUGGCUACUCACAUGUACUCACGAGAACCCUGAUUAAAACAUGCCUUACAGCUGUUUAUCUGAAGACAGUUUAAAACUGUUUUCCCCACAGAAUUACCUGUGGGUGUUGUUUUAUGCGGUCUACUAAACAUCUCUUACUGUCUCCUCACCUUUGACAAAUUUUGUCUAGUAUCAUUUAUUGUCCAUUCUUGAAUUUACUUUUGUAAAACAUUGGCUCAUUAUAGGAGAAUAAUUUUCAUGUACUUAUGAAAAAAAUAGUAUUCGAAUUGGAAAGGAUGAGCUUAAGGGAAAAAAACUGUUGCUACAAACUAAAGAAUGGCUUAAUUGUACAUUUGAUCACCCUGAAAACUGCAAAUUAGCAAUUAGAUACUAUAUAAUGACAUAUCCAUUUUAGUCCAACAGAGUGUGUUGCUUUCUUUGUGUUUUUGCAGGUUAGACAAGGUUUCAUUUACGAUGAGGACCAGAAGGCAGUCACCAAGUCUAUCAGAGACCGUAUUGCUCAAGUUAUGUUAAACCGCCGAAGUAUUAAGAGAGAGAUAUCAGGAGAGGAAAAGAAAGAAAAAGAGAAGCUGGACAGUGAAGAACAGGCUGUCAAGCCAGAAGGUGAAGAUAGUGAUAAAGAACAACACCCAGCUGAAACAGAGAAGGAGAAAGAAGAUAAGGAGGAGAAGAACAGCGUGGAGGAGCCUGAACCUGCAACAGCGGCUGAUGCUUCUGUUAACGUACAGAGUGGGUUACCAGUAAAGCGUGUUAUUGAUCCCACACAAGAAAGGUUAGAAGGAAUAGUAGAGUCUCAUGAUAGUCCACAUGGAACAAUUGAUGAGCGAGUACUUCCUGUCAACCAAGAUGCUGUUGCUAUUACUGAAAAGGUUAGCUUUCAGUUAUACAUUUUAGUUAACUGGAAAAUAUUAUUUAUCUGAGGGAAUUUCAGCUUUUCAGUAAUCUUAGAGGUAUCCUUGCACAGAUGAUGUAUUCUUGUAGUUUGUGGAAAAAUACAGAUGGCAGCCCAAUGGGCCCCCACUAUGGGAGUCUUAUUGUAGUUGAAUUCCAUGAGAAACUCUGACUCAGUUAGUUGUUCCCUCCCUCCCACCCUCCUCUCUCUUGUGUGUAUCACUUAUCUUGUGCCACAUUAUUUCUUACCAUUUGUAUGUAUUUUCCAGAAGGCCACUGGUACAUCAGAGGAGGUGUUUCCAGAUGUGACUAGUGGAACAGAUGUGACAGCUGCUCCUUCUUCUGUCACAGUGCCUCCUAUGGUAGGUAUUCAGUACUGUCUCCCCAAAGUCACACGAACAACAGUGUUUCAAGUUAGAAAAUUUGUGUGUAAAGUGAAAGAAUUUAGUUGUCUGGAUUUGAUGUUAAAGGGGCUGUGUCACGGCAGUCUAGUUCAUUUUCUUUAAUUUUGCCAAUUAGUCGCCCUCAAUCGCUAUGGAACUUAAAGUAAGCAAAGAAAUUACAUGUAAAUGACAAAAUCAGAGAUCCGAGACAAACAAAUAUGUCUCCUGAACAUUAUUUUUGAAGUUGCAAUCAGCGGGGACAAACUUUGAAACACUGUUAGGCUGAACAGUUUUCAAAAACCCUAAUUUCAAUCCGUUUCAAUCUUCUUCAUUUUUGCCCAUCCGUGGCAUCUGUUGUUUCUUUUAUGUUAUUUUAAACCUCCUUUAACGUUUUAAGCGGUUAUUUUUAUGUUUCUCUUAAUUUAACGGGUAUUUUGUAAUUUCCUAAUUUGCCUGAUUUCGUGACACAGCUCCUUUAAGAACAUGUGCUGCUGAACUAUGGUCAGGCAAAUUGUGAAACUAAAGAACACAGUUUAAGCAUCCACUAAUUCUCAGGUUGCUGCUAUCCAAAGGAAGUUUUUUACAUGUAUUGGGAAGAAAUAGUUUGAAUCACAACAAAAUUAGCUUUUAAACUUUUUUUGAGAAUUAUAAACUGGUAAGAAUUGUUUGACUCAUUAGAUACUAUUCCCACUUGUACAAACAUGUAUCACUAGCAACAAGAGCCUUAGAAAGAAGUUGCACUUUAGUCAACUUUUGAGGCAUAGGUAUCUAUUGCUGCCGGCAAUGUCUCUUUUCAUGGUUGGAUAUGGCUGCUUAUAUGAGAGAAGAAAGAUACUGAUGAAAUCUUUAGUCCAAGGAGUAAUAUUUGCCCUAAAUGUUGUUAUCUGUUGUUUGUAGGAGGUGGAGACUUUGCCGUCUUCUGCUCUUACCACUCCAACCGAAACAUCCUUCAGUGCUACUAUACCUGAGUCAGGUUCCAUGUCUUCUGGCUAUGCCUCAAACUCAUCAUCACUGUCCUCAAAUAUUUCUGUGGCAUCUUCAGCAAGUGAGGUUUACUCAACAGGGACCCCUGCAUCUUCUGCUGGUGGUAGUAUCACCUCAGCUGUUAAUGUUUCAUCUGUGUCUACCCCUGCCCCGCCGGGAAGUACAGUACCUGCAGAGAAAAAGGACAAAACUGGCACAAAGCCAACAAAGAAAGAGAGAUUGCCUAGAAUUCAAUUAAAAAGGAUUACAGGGUCACCUGAGGGACCUGUUGCUGAGUGCAGUUUUGACACUUACAAAAAUAACAGAAUAACAUUCAAGUUUGGCAUUGAUGAUGAUGAGCCAGAUGAAGUUGCUGUAAACAUGGUAAUUUGUACAGUUUUGUUAUUGGCCCAGUACUGUCCUUGGUGUUGUUGGUAAAAUUUAUUUAAUUGUGGUUGAAAGAACAAAAAGCAGAGAUACAGUGGAAUCUCCAUAUAACAAAGUUCUAUAUAAUGAAGUCCUCACUAUGACAAACAUUUUCUUUACCUCAGUGUAAGUUAAAUAUGUGAAAAAGAACCUUGAUAUAAAAAAACGUUUUUAAAGGGAGCAAGUUUUGCUAGUUCCUUGGCCCUUCGCUAUAUCAAGGUUCCACUGUUUCUUUUUUUACCAUUUUCAACUUGAAAAUCAUGGAAAUUCUGAGAAGUGUGUGUUUUAAUCCCUAUUCCUGAGAGGAAGAAAUUAUUUUUAUAGUGUAUUUCCCUUGAAUUUUGCUCCUAGUGUUAAUUCUUGUUUGGUUCUAUCGCCUACUUUAACACUACUAGAAUCUCCAUUAGCUUAGAGGGUACAAUAGUUGGAGGAUUUUAUAGAUAGAGAAGAAUGUUCUGUUGAUAUAGUUAAGAAAACUAAUAAUUUUUUUGUUUCGUUUGUCUUAGACUUUGAACUAACUGAUUUUAUUCUAUCUUAGAAAUGUUUUGCAUUAAAAAUGCUACAAUAUGCCAUUUUUUGACAGAUGAAUGCGGGACACCUUCAGGAAUGUAACAAACAGCUGUUUGAAGACCAGCUUCGCAAAGUAAUAGUUGAAGCAAAAGAAAAAGUGGAAAAAGCUAAAGGUCGAGCAGAUAGUGCUGUUGAAAAGUCAGGGCUGGAUAGCCAUAUCCAAUCUUCAGAGAGUAGCAAUGCUGGAGUCACAUCACAACAGGUAAAGCCUGGCACUGUGUAUUAGCUUGACCUAUGUUUUAAUAAAGUGAUGUGAGCCCUAAGAUAUAGUACAUAACCCCAACUGGAUAACUUUACAGGUUGAUAAUCUCAAGAAGCACGUUUGUUUCUUUUGGGAACUCAGAUUUUUUAUAUUUCUCCUGGGUAAGACCUUGACAUUUUUUUUGGCAUAAUUGUAUCAUCUUCGUUACGGCACUAUUUUAAUGAAACAUAUCUUUAAGCCUGCUGUGAAGAGUCCACUUGCAUAGAUAAUCUGUGAUGACUAUAUAUCUAUACCCAAAUUACUGAGCAGGUUUUAACCUCAUUUGUUCUAGUUAUUCUGGUAGUCAGUGUGUAAAGUUAAGAGAGUUUAUCUUGCUUCUGUUUUAGAUGCUGGAGAGCCCUCAUCCAAAAGAAGUGCCAUUCUUUGUGGAUAGUGCAAUAGGAGGUAAACCUGAGACAGUCUCAGCUCCAACUGAAAAAAGAACAGCUUCUGAACCUUCACAGCAAGUUGGGUCUGAGCAAAAAUCUGUCGUAAAUACUCAUGAACAGUCCUCUGAUACUACUCCAGUGCAAACAACAUCUUCAUCUAAAGUUGAAGAAAAAACAAGGCAACCGGUUGUGCUGAAUCCAGUUCCUCCACAACAAGUUAAACAACCUCAAGAGGAAAAAGCAGUGUCAGUAGAAGAGGUUUCUGAAAAAGCUGCUCAGCCUGAAGUGAAAUCUGAUCUUGAUGUGAGCAAGGAACAAACUGCCCAGGAGCCACGCCCAAUAACUCCUCAGCCAGUUGAAACAGGAAAUGACACUCAAAGUAAAGUGAGUGAAAGGUCGCAGUCGCCUGUUGACACUGUCAGCUCAGCAGUUCCUCCUUCUGGAAACAUCAAAACACGAUUUACUGUCAAGAAAGUAGAAGAUCCUGUUUUAAAGAGCAGCUCUCCUCCAGAAGCCAAACCAGAAAAUAAAGAAAAUGAACCAGUUAAACCAGAAAAUAAAGAAAUUGAAUCAGUUUUACCUGUGAAAACUAGUAGCAUUGUAGACAAAAGUUCACAUACUGAAGUUGCAUCUCAUAAACCAAACAAAGACAAUUCAAUACAUCCCGAGACAGCAUCUGUGCAGGAACCAUCUGGUGAGGAAGUGUCUCAAGUCAAAUUGAAAGAAAGAAAGAGUUUGUCACCUGUGAAACAGGAUGCUGUUGAUCCUAGUACUCCAGAACAUGCUCAUAGUUAUGUCCGAAAAGAAGAAAAUGAUCUUCCAACUGCUGCUGUCUCAGAUGGAGAACCGUUGAACAUGCACUUUGAAGUUCAUGCUUCAAAGACUUCUGGUGAACCACUCCAGUUUGAUGGUAAAAAUAAUUCUAGACCUGAGACUCCAACUUACGGUUUUCAUCCCGUUGAUAGUUCUGUUUCCGGAAAGCCAGCCAUCUCAAACGAUUUCAAAUUUGAAACUCAGUUAUCAGGAGAGGAACUGACUGCGGACAAACAAAAAGCAGAGUCAGUUGUCUCCUCAGAUGAUGAGUUAUCUCUAAGUGCUUCAGUUGAGAAAUCUGGAGCCCUACCUUCCAAGAGUGAGUUUGUGCAGGGAAGAUUCAUUGUUUCCGUUUCAAAUAAUAGACCUGAAACACCAAUAUCUGAUAAGUUAGAGCAAGUAAAACCAACCCCUGAACAACCUAUGGAAAUUACUCUCCAAGAUGUAACGGCUGCUGUUGGAUCAGUCUCGGUACCCUCACUGACCCCCAGUUCAUCAAUGGAGAGCCUUAACUCUGUUGGUUCACAUUCUGGUGUCCAGACUUCACUUGCUUUCUCAAGUUCACCUCAGACUGUCAUUGCUGAGGGGCCAGUCUUAACUACUGUGGCUGGUGGGUCUAUCAAGGAUUUGCCAAGAAAAAAUAGUGGACAAAGUGAUUUGAUUAUUGAUGCUAAAAUAGUGAAGCAAGAUGGAGAGCAAAGCAAGCAAAGCGGUGAACAGGUACAUAUAAACGCAAAAUAGUAUUAAUUUUAUGGUUGUGAUUGAUGAUGAUAUUUUGAGCAAAUCCCAGAUAUACAUGUAGUCCUCCAUGACUGGUAUAAUCACAAUUCAAUUUCUACCUUACUCACCAUAGAGCCUUCGGUAGCUCAAUGGUUUAAGAGCAUCCAACCUAGAACUCGGGCAGUCGUGCAUUCAAGUCUAAACGGGAGUUCGAAAUUUUUUGAGGUUUCUGGUGUUUAAUGUCUCCUUCCAAUUUGCUAUAUCCCAUGGAAUGCUGUCACUUACGAUAAGUAAAGGGAAAAGCUUCCUGUUACAGAUAUUUGGCUAUGAAACUUGUUCAACUGUGGCAGGAACAGUUUUUUUUAUUAUUUUCCUUGUUGUAAACUUUCCAAAACAAUAUGUUCAUCCUUUAAUCCCAUUUUGUCAACGGAAGAUUCCUUCUUGUGAUAAUUGUUAGAAGUAUGUCUGCUCUUUUGCUCUGAGUACUGUUACUGUAUACUGAAGUGUAGAGGAAGUGAUGAUGUAAUUUGCGCCAGACAGUGGUCAGUGGGAACAGACUGCCUUCUGUUUAAUACCACUCCACUUGGCUGAAGACUGUUACUAUUGUAUCUGAUCCUCUUGGUCUUGGGAUAGUCCAGGUGUCUUCGCUCUUGCAAACAGACUAUAUUGCUUUAGAGAUGUGAAUAAUAUCUAAAAUAAAUUUUAUGUUGUAGAAGAAAGUGGUACCAAAGGUUAAAGGCCAGCUUGAGCAAAGGCUUCAGAUUGCAAUAGAUUUGUCUGCUGAAGACGAAGAAGAAUGGAAGAAAAUCUUUGCAAGGUAGUUUCUGUAUGCCACUCGUUCAGUUUUAAGUCACUGCCAAAUUUUGUGGUAAGAUGCAAAGAUGAAACAACUCUUUGUAUUAUGACGAUGUGCCAGACACUAGGCAAAUCAUAAUCUUUUCCUAUACUACCAGUGUCCUCCACUUUCAUUUGUAACAUCACUGGUAAAUAGGGAGGCAGGGGAGGGUGGCUUAAUUAGUGUUUCCCCCUGUAUAUGGGGGCUCGUUGGUGGGGGGGGGGUGGCUUUAUAGAGGAUUUUCAGUAUGUUGUUAGGUAGUGCAUUACUAUCACUCAACAACCAGAAAAGAAUGCUCUUGUAAACACAGUCUUUGGACUUGCUACCCUCUGUUUAAUAGAUCUGAAAAUGUUUUUACAGGUCUGUGACACAACCUACCGUAAAUCCUCUUUUAAGCCCCCCCUCCCCUCCCCCUUACUAUUAUUCACUAAUAAAUGAGAGACUGUAUCAAUCAAUCAUGACUGUAGAACUUUGUGUGGACUGAACCAGUAUGAUUUAUACACCAGCUGGAUUUUCGGAUUUGCUUUUGAUCGUCAGCUGCAUGACCUCCAACUUCUUGUACUUAAGCUUUUUCACGUUGCAUUCUAGUUCUUUUUGGAGAAAUGAUACCAUCGUCUGUGCUAAAUUAAAUAACCCCCCCCCCCCUUGGGGGGCUAAAUAGAGGACUUAUGAGGUUUCUAUUUGACACUUGACAAGGGAGGGUUUAUUGCCUACUGUCAGGGAAGUGUGAAGUUUGUGUCACAAACGACUAGAGUUGGAAGGUUAGUGCUGCAUUUCUGGCAGUCUGUGAAAACCUGUUGCAUAGUAUUGGUUUGUGAAAAUAAUUCUUAUUUGAGUAAAUUAGGUUUGGUAAUUAUGUCUAAAAACCACACAAAGUUAGGGCCUUCUGGUCGUCCUGCCUACUAUUUUAGGAAAACCGUCUGCUGUAUUAUUGGGUUUUUUAUUUUUCUUUAUUCUUUGAUCCCUCCACUCAUGCUUGCGUCACUACCCUUAUUUGUUUUAGCUUUUAACUCUGGUUUUUCUUGCAUUUUUUCAGACAAUGCAAAGAGAAGGAGGACUUGGAAAAGAAACAUGAAAAAGAAAUAGUGCAAUUCAAGAAAAAAGUUGAAAGUAGAAAGCAACGGCAACAACAACAACGAGCACAGCAACAGCAACAACAGCGAAAAGACGCUUAUCAGGCUCAAAUGAAGAAAGAAAAAUUAAAGGAACAGCAACAGGGCACAGCAGGGGGACAGGUUAUAUCACGACACAAGAGCAGUACAGAUGAGACUGAACUACAAGCAGUGGAACACGCCAAAAGUAAUGGAUGUAGCUCUGAAUCAAACACUUCAAAGAAGUCUUUCUCUGGAAUUGAUAAAGAAAUUGAACAGUUAGCACAGUUUGAGAGCAAAAUCAAGAAAAAGCCUUCUUCUUCUGUGGUACAAACAAGACAGUCUGGUCAGCCACCAACUGGCAAGAUGGAAACAAAAUUAAGUUUGAAUCAAAUUAAGGUGAACCAAAAGAUACAAACUGUGACGAACCCUGUACCAGCAAGAAAUGGUCCCCAGGUUGUUGUUCCAACUGCCGUUCCUCAGCAACCCAUGGGCACUUUUACAGGGGCUAGAAAUCCUAGUUUCCCAAACUUGCAGGCUCCACAGGGUGUUCAGGUGCCUGUGACAAGUUAUGGUGGUGCUGUAAUGAAUGGACCUUGGCCCAGUGGGCCUGAUAAUGUGCAGUGGGCACCAAAUAUGGAGGAACAUCAGUGGUCCUCUGUUACAGAGCCCCCGCCACCGUGGCCUGCAGGGGCAGUGACGGUUAAUUCAGGCUCAAACUCUAGUGGACAGUAUGGUGUGAGAAUGCCACAACAAUUUGUUCCGGCCGCGAGUGUACCUGGUCAGCAAUUUGUAGUGCAAACGGCUCCUCACCCACAAAUGCCACAUCGGUAGCAUGUAGUGGGUAAAACAGAUUAUUUUGUUGUUUGUAGUGAAUUAAGAAGGAGCUCUGUAAGGAUAAUUAAGAGAAGCGCUUUGUUAAUUUUAUAUUAAAAAGAAAAAAAAGGAGGUACUAUUGUAUUGCGCGCUCAGUUAUUGAAACUGUGAUGAUGGUAUCUCGUAUAAAUGGUUUUGUACACAGAGAAAACAAUCUGCCUCAAGGAAUUGUAGAAUACCUUCUGUAAAGUAAUUACUGCACAGACAGUUGACAAAAUAGUAUAAUAUGCAAAAGCCAUCCGCUUCUUAGUGCAUCAAAGAUUUGCCCAGCAUUAAACUUAGAACAAAAUUAAUGUAAUUUAGACGUUGCACCAACUUAUGGUACAUUGUAGGAAAGUUAUUUUUGUCAAUAGUGGUCUACGUCAAUAUUUGCAUUAAGAUUUAAAAAGUACCUCGCUUUUGAGGUCUUAUUGGUGUAACGUUGAGCUUAUUUUUACUUCUACAGAAUUUGAAUGCUGUUAAUGGAUUGUAAGAGAGUAAAGCCUAAACAAAGCUAUUUUCUAUUUGAAUUACGGGAUACUAAUGUUUUGUAGUGGGAGUAAUUUGUUUUAAGAUUAAUUGUUGAGCUGGAGGCUUCUUUGAGAAAUGAGAAUGCUUUUUUGUUGAGAGCUGAUCGUAUGACUUAUCAGAAAGCUGUCGCCACAGUAGAAGAACAUUAUCUAACUUGUGUUUUAUCGCUUUUUGUUCAUAAAGCGUUCAUUGAGGACAAAAUAUUGCCAUCCAUUUCUUAAAUGGAAGUUUAAAACAGUGCGUUAAGCAUUAAAAGUUUUCGGAAACUGAUCUCGUGAAUUUACCGUUAAUUUCCCGUCUUUUGCUUUUGAGCACCAAAUUAAUUCACUGAGAGGUCACGGAAAAGUCACAGAAUUAGCUUUUGAUGGAAAACAGGGUCUAGUUCAACCGUUGAAUAAACAGCUUGAACACAGUUGCUUCCUUUGUU